This is a messenger RNA of Eublepharis macularius, 1707 nucleotides long. It is a transcript of the gene TSGA10IP, whose product is annotated as testis specific 10 interacting protein. The record is from RefSeq and is a predicted model, not a curated record. Gene Ontology annotation, cellular component: photoreceptor connecting cilium; ciliary basal body; cilium. Lineage: Eukaryota; Metazoa; Chordata; Lepidosauria; Squamata; Eublepharidae. The coding region runs from base 1 to 1707 and encodes 568 amino acids. Gene Ontology annotation, biological process: cilium organization. The transcript has 8 exons.
AUGCUGAACUCUCAUCGCCAGUCAGUGCUGACCAACGCAUGUAUCAAGCCCUCUGUGGACCCCAUUAACCGGAUACCUGGCACCAUCUAUGAGCCAAAAGGGCAGGUCCGGCUCUUGGGCCUACUUUCAGAGAGCACUCCUUCUCCACAGGAGGAUUAUCUGGAUGCUGGAGAUGGAAUACUGAUCUGUAUGAAGCGAGCAAAGAAGAAGAGUGCCACCUCAACUGGAAAGGGCUGCUGGGAGCCUGAGAAAUCGGGCCUAAAUGUCAGUGACGUCUCAGACAUGGAGCCAGAUUCCAACUCAAGCAGGCAACUCAUGCCACCGACAUCAGACCCUAAGGCCAGCUCCCCAAGCUCUUCACCACCACCUGUGCCUCCCAGUCAACUGCGUCCAGGUUCAUUUCCAUUCCACUGGAGGUGGGAGAGAUUUUCUAUCAAGGGUCAAGCCAUGUACCAACACCGAUCUUUAGAAAAGGCUAAGAAGAACUCCCCCAAGUCUUCGAAGAGUGCUAUUUGUGAACCUCUCAGCACAACAGAGUCAGAUUCAGGCUCUACCAAUGGGCAGGGAUCCAGUAACAUUCAAGACAACUACUGUCUGGCUGAGUGUGGGACAUCAGGAGGUCCCAAGGAGGCCCGCCAUAAGCAUCAGAAGCACCAACAGCUCAUGGGCCCACCUCCUGGGAGUUCCCUUUUGCCUCUGUACUGGAAGAUGGAGGCCCGUUCUGAGGCUCGGAAGCGCCAACUGCGCCAGGAACGCCGACACUGGCUUCAGCUUGCCCAGCAGUUACUGAGCCUUGAGGACCGGUCCCCCUGGUUUGAGAAACACUUCUCUGCCAAGCAGCUGGAAGAGAAACUGAGAGCAGAACUUCUCUGCCUGGCCACAGAGCCUGCAGAGCCCAGUCCACCCAGUCCACAAAGGGAGAAAAACAGAGCCAAGACUGCCAAGGAGGAACCAACAUUCAAACCCACAAUCAACCGCAAGAUCCCCAAUUUCAAGCAUUUGCAAAAGCGCUUCCAAGAACAACUUGAGCAAAAGAAAGAUCAAGCAAAGAUCACUGUCUGCAAGCCUUUCCGCCUUACCUCUGCCGGCAGCUCCCAAACAUUCUCUGGGGAUGAGGACAAACUGGACCAGGAAGACCCAUUUGACGAGAUUCGCAACCUCUGGGGAGUUCACUGGAGGGCCCAGUCUUGUCCAGAUUUCAGCCCUUCUAGUGUUCGUCCAGUGAUGCACACCAAGACCUCUGAUAAACGGCAGGAAGCCAACAGACUGCUGCUACUAGAAUGGGAACGGCAGGAACGGCUGGAGAAGCGGCGAGCUGAGAUGCGCAGGAUCAAGGAACAACAAGUGCAGCGGGAAGUAGCCAAGUGCCUGGCAGCUUACCGGAUCCCAGGCCAGUCUGCUACAUCAGUCCAGAAAAGGCGGGAGGAACUCCGGAGACAGGAGAAGCAGCGCAUGGAGGAAUACUUCUUGCAGCUGCAAGAGAUGCAGGACCGUGUGGAGAGCAGGCCGUACCUCUUUGAGAGAGUCAUGCAGACCAAUGCCCGUCAAGCUGUGGAACGGCGUUUUUCCCAAGUCCUGGCUGCCCUGGGCAUCGAUGAAGAGAUGCUAUGGAAGCAUGCUGUCCGGAAGGCUGCUAGCAAAUGCUCUUCCAAGGCCAUGCGGUGUAAAAGAACUGAGUCACCCAAUAACUUCUCAGAGCAAACCUGA